Messenger RNA from Juglans microcarpa x Juglans regia, 638 nucleotides. Its product is annotated as stress-response A/B barrel domain-containing protein At5g22580. The record is from RefSeq and is a predicted model, not a curated record. The transcript has 2 exons. Bases 113 to 430 code for a protein of 105 amino acids. Lineage: Eukaryota; Viridiplantae; Streptophyta; Magnoliopsida; Fagales; Juglandaceae.
GACACUUAAAUAAUAAUGCAGAUCGAGAGAACGUGAUCAUGACGUGUAUAUAAACUGGAUUUUGGGUGGCCACAGUUUAGUUCAGGUGAGCUCAGCUAGCUAGCUAGUAACCAUGGGAGAUUUCAAGCACUUGGUGAUUGCUAAGUUCAAGGAAGAUGUGGUGGUGGAGGAGAUUUUGAAAGGGAUGGAGAAGUUGGCUUCUGAUCUUGAAGCUGUCAAGUCCUUUGAAUGGGGGCAGGACAUUGAAAGCCAAGACAUGCUUAGACAAGGCUUUACUCAUGCCUUCAUAAUGACAUUCCACAAGAAGGAAGACUUCACUGCAUUUCUCGGUCAUCCUAAUCAUGUCGAAUUCUCCACAACAUUUUCUGCAGCUAUUGAAAAGAUCGUGCUGCUUGAUUUCCCAGCUGUUCUUGUCAAGGCGCCAGCAUGAUGAUGAUCAAGAAAACAUUUAAAACAAUAAAGAAAUUAAGGUGUCCCAAGGAACAGUACUGGGACGUGUGUGCGCUUGUUUAUGUAUGCAUCUGUAUGUGUUCUUGCUAGUCUGAUAAUCACGGGUCUUGUUGCAGUACUUGAUCUUGAAAAAAAAACAAGACCACGUUUGCUAAUUUCUAGGCUGUAUACUAUGAAUUUUUGUUCAA